CCAUUAUGUCAGUGCCACUAAAAAAACCUCAAAACUACUUUUCUGAUUUUAAUAUCACUUCGUAGUUCGUUCGUCUAAUUUCUUUUAAAAUGUCAAAAAUGGCUGACGCAGAAAAAGACGAAGCAAAAAAUCUUCAAGUCGAAUUCGAAUGGGUUCUUCGUGAUGAAGUGCAUCCAAUACUUAAGCAACUCCGGAUGAUUCUUAUAGAAUGUGCACAUCGUUUCCCUGUGCCAUUGUAUGAAAACGAAGGAAAAAAGACGGAGAAAUUUGUUUUAAUGGCACCACAUGAUCAAUUAAAGUGUUCAGUAACCCUUACGGGAGACAGCAUAACCCAAGCGGACAUAAACUUUAAACUUCAAAAAGCACCUAAUCAGGUACAGAGAACUUCAAUAACACAAGACUCACCGUGGAAGUUGCAACAAGUUCAAGACGCUGCUAACCAUUUACAACAAGCAAUAAAUCAUAUUGACAAUGUUGACGAAAGUUAUCAUUUUAAAACAUCUGACGAAGUUCUCCAUGUAGUUGGUGAUAUUCUCGGUGCCUUGCAACGAGGUCGCACUAGUCUGGUUAUACCAAAGAAGAAACCAAUUGAUGAGCUGAUGAAGGGAAGGAACAUGAAAUCACUAGCACCAAAUCUGCCUGAGGAUCUAGCUAUAAGCUUUUAUCUGCAAAGUCACAAACUAAUUAUAGCAGUGUAUCAAUUAACAAAUAUUCAAGGAACUAUGAAAUUUGACUCUUGUCAAGCUGAAUUCUCAGUUCCAUGGCUAAAUGAAGUUCUGGUAUUAUUUACCGUUGGCUUGCAGCUUUGUCAGCAAUUAAAAGACAAGAUUUCCGUGUUUUCGCUGUAUAAAGACUUUACAGUUGGGUCCCGAUCACCGUCUGCUCUUUCAUAUUAAAAUAAAUUAUCAGUAAUGAUCUAAGCAAAUACCCAUUAACUACAGAAGACAAAACAAUGUGACUCUUUUUCAAGGGGAACCAUAACUCAAAAAAUAUACCCCAUGAGAAGAGAAUAAUUCCUUGCGAAAUUAUUACAGCUAACUCGAAUUCUUUUCAACAAGUCAAAUUGAUUUCGUUAGAAGAAGACGCCUUGUCUGUCAAAAUUUGUAUUAACAAAAUUCAAUUCAUGUAAACAGAUAUUAUAAGAUGUGGUAUGUACCUACUUACAGUUUGUUUUUUUAAAGAAAUUCUUGUUCAAUUAUUUUGUCUACAAAAUAAUACUAGUAGUUGUUAGUUAUUUGUGUCUGAAGCCAGCAAUUUAUUAUCUAGUUCAUCUAAGAUCUAAAACUUACUGCUAUGAUGUCAGCAGUAAAGUAAUGAACUAAUAUCAUUUUUAUUUGAGAACAAAAUUCUUAAAACUUCGCAAGGAAUUGACCUUUUUCAGUAAGGGUGAAAUUUAUAUAUUAAACCAACACCCUGUAUGAUUGAUUAAAUAAGCCUUAUUAUAUGUACAUCUAUUGGUAACUUUGUAAUUUUUAAUGACUUCAUACAGCCUUACAAAAAUUUUGUUUCAUUAACUUCAAACUUAUAGUGGGGCGGCUGAACAUUAAAAAAGAGGUCAAUUGUGCGCUUUGUUAUAAAACCAUGAAAUUAAUACAGUUGGUAGUACUAAAUGUAAGAGUUAUUUUGAGAUUUUGGGCCACCAUAUUAUAGUAUAGGUAAUGAAACAUUUUUACUAAUACGAUACAUGAUUUCGAGGUAUUUUUUUUAGCGAGAAAGAACACUUUUGAAAUGUUACCAUUGCACCACAUGGAAAAUGUAUGCAUUUUUUUGAACUGCAUAAUGAUGUCAUACAUAGUAUGAGAACCAAAAAUAAAAAGAGAUUUAAUCAUAUUUACCAUGGAAUAUUUAUUUUUCAUGACAAAUUUAAAGAGCUUGUAUUUAUUUUUCAUUGAGUUUUCAUACAAAUUAAAAUAUGGAACGAUAUAUUGGCACCCCUUUUUAACCAUAACCAUUACCUUUAAGCCAACCAAUGUACUUAUUUUGCUUUCCAAAAGGGCCCCAAAUUCUUGUGUGCCCAAGGGCCCCAGGAUAGUUAAAGACGGCCCUGCUUGUAUUUACUUUUCCGGAUGGAAUACAAGGUGGCCCAAAAUAACUCUUACAUUUAAUACUACCAACUGUAUUAAUUUCAUGCUGAUACCACAAAGUGCACGAAUUUGAUGCAAAGCCGCCCCACUAUUAUAUUUAAUGCUAUACUAUAAUGUUUGCGUAGAAAUUUGGUUAAAUAGCAACACUAUUUCAAUGACAAUAAAAUUAAGUGCUGGCUAGUGAAAAAAAACUAAAUAAAAUAACAUGCAAAAAAAAACUACCGAAAUAAUGUUCAUGUAAUAUUUUUUUAAUUGCAUUGCAAAUUAAUUGUAACAAAAUUAUAAGUUCCAUAAAUAGUAAUGAAAAAUUUCUGAUUUAUCGAUAGAAAAACAAUUUUAUAUAUUCUAUGGUCGUCCAUUUUUAUUUAAUAUUUAACCCAUUUUUACUCAUAAAUAUUUCUUUAACUAUUUUAAACCGUAGUAAUUCGUAUUCACUAAAAGACAUUCUUGGUAUUAUACUAAGGUAGAUGUUGCUUAGCUUGGCAUACAAAAUUGCUCUUUUAUUAUAAUUUCGAACACAAACUAUUCUUCAUGUAUGUUCGUGUUUAAUUUAAAUUUUUUAAGUCAUAACAUUACAAAAAAAUUGUUCGCUCACUGACAUAUGGUGUUUUUUUUUUUUGUUGGUAAUCAAAAUCUCUAUAAAAUAUUUGCAGAAGGUUCUGAAUUUUGUUCAAUUGGUUUUUCUCAAAAAUUAUUUUUCUCAAAAAACAAAGACUGCAGAUCAAUUUUAAUACCCCAAUUUCAUAUUAACACUUGUUUAAUUUUAUUAAAAAUUAUCGAAAAAUUCUAUUUAGCUUCAUAUUCAUGAUUCCGACACAGAUUUUAAUAAAAUAUUGCGGUAAUCAGUUAAAGUAAGACUCUUUUGAACUUGAACUAAAACAAGAUGAGUAAUGCAAUAAUACGAAUUCACUAGCCUAACAAUAAACGAAGGUUACAUAAGGUUUAAAUUUUUGGAGUUCUUAGGAUAUCAAAAAAAAAAAAAAAAAAACACCAUCAAUAAUAUUGUCGGCACAAAGCCAAAACCUCGAAUCUGCAUUUUUGAUAUGCGUCAUUGAACUAUCUAUGUCCAUUAUCUAUUUUUCGCUUUGAAUAAGUCGUUUUUCUAAAAACUACAAACUUUGCAGAUACGUGGUUUUGGCUUUGUGCCCACGAUAUGAGGGCCUUUUAUAAAAAGGGGUGCAGGUCCACAUUUUAAACUAAAAAAACAAACUCUGCAAAAUUAAUUAUUUCACAAAAUAAAAUGACAAGAUAAAUAAAAACAAUUGACUAUUUUCACAUCUUCAAUCUCGGUUUAAGGUGAAUAAAAAAUAUUAAUAUGACUGCGAUUUUUUUAAAGCUAAAAAUAUGGACCAGCUCCUUUUGACAUACAGGGUCCUUAAUAACUACCAAAUUAAAUAUUCUAUUAAAAUGAAGCAAAUUUCAUUUAAUUUUUUCAUUUCAUUUUUAUUAUUUAAAAAAGCCGUGAGAUGAAAUCUCAUUUAUAGCUUAAAAAUAAAUAUAUUACAAAAUCAGUUCUGAAGCUAAAGUACGUAUAUUGAACUGAUUACUGAUAUAAUAAAUAGAAAACAAAUAUUAAAUAUAAUAUAAAAAAAAUUAGGAUUGCGUUCAUAUAACUUUAGCUCAUAAGCGUUACAUAAGUUACAUUUUGAAAACAAAUACUUGCCUGGCCUUAUUGUUAAGAAUAAAAUUAACCUUAACGCAUAUACA
Molecule: messenger RNA, 3791 nt
Organism: Episyrphus balteatus (marmalade hoverfly)
Lineage: Eukaryota; Metazoa; Arthropoda; Insecta; Diptera; Syrphidae
Gene: rogdi
Product: protein rogdi
Exons: 8
Coding region: 90-896 (268 amino acids)
Cellular component (GO): RAVE complex
Source: RefSeq, a predicted model, not a curated record